Messenger RNA from Electrophorus electricus (electric eel), 4036 nucleotides. RefSeq names its product HPS6 biogenesis of lysosomal organelles complex 2 subunit 3 (gene hps6). The record is from RefSeq and is a predicted model, not a curated record. NCBI's taxonomy places the organism in Eukaryota, Metazoa, Chordata, Actinopteri, Gymnotiformes, Gymnotidae. Gene Ontology annotation, biological process: lysosome localization; protein localization to membrane; organelle organization. Gene Ontology annotation, cellular component: BLOC-2 complex; lysosomal membrane.
GUGAUGUUAGGAGGUGAGGCAGAUAGAAGAUGAGUUGGUGAACAAAAAGGAAGGUCUGUUUCUUGCAAAGAUAUUUCAUAACUAACUAUACUGGAAGCGUUGCAAACAUCGAAAGGCAGAGAUGUUCGGCAUUUGUGUGUUGUCAGUGCCUUAAACUAACGUUUUGAGGAUCUGGCAUCGACUGCUUACCAUUCGGUUUGCUUCCUUGUCUGGAUUUCUUCAACUUCAGCUAAUAUGACACGGCAUGCUUUGGAGCAGGUGACAGAUUUUGGUGAUUUUACAAGGGGUAAAGAAUUGAAAGACUUUUUGAAGCAGUCGUACUCCAACAAUUCUAGGAAAAACUGUUUAUCAAAUGUUCGGGUCAGUCCAGAUGGGCGACACAUUCAUGUUAUCCUGCAUGCUCCGAAUACUCCGAAAAGUGAUCUCAUGACAUAUGACAAGUAUCUAAGACCUCAACUUGUACAAUGCAAGAAGCAUUUCGAUUUAGUACUGACACGGGAUGUCCCAAUAGUUGACCUAAUUUACUUCGAUCAAAGCAACACUGACGAUGGUGUUACUCUGCUCGGAAUAAUAUUUGAGAACGGAAAGGCUGAAUUCUGGAAAUUCUCCGAGCGUAAGUCUGGAUGGCACUUACUUCAAACCGUGGAUCUCUGUAACAGUCCUAGAGCUAAAAUCAAUUCUGUUUGCAUCAGUCAACAUUUUAUCAUAUGGUGUGAAGAGAGACCUUCAAACAGCUCUUCAGUCCACAAUGUUGCUUGCGGUAACUUUAGAUUCUGCAUCUGUAAAAGAUCUUUUGAUAUAAAUGAGGGGGGUGUCUGUUUAGGGGGUGUGAAAACUGCUAUGCACAAUAAUCCUCGUUAUUUGGUGAUCAGUUCUGGGGAUAUAGUGUAUUUGCUGCCUGAUAUAAAGGAAGAGUCUUUCAUCAGUAUUUCAAAAGUUUUUUUAACAUGGUCACCACAGCAUGAAAUCUUUAAAAUUCUCAGUGCCAGUAAUGGAACACUCCUUAUCAAAAAUUCCACAGCAAAUAAGGAGUCUGACUUCAGGCAUCUGGUCACCGACUGCAUUGGAAUUCUGUCCAUCAUCACCCCUCCUGAUGUGUAUAGUUUUUGCCCUACUGGAUGUGGGGAUCUCCUGCUCCUCCUCAGUUCUGGAUGGGUGUGUAUAAUGCAAAGAGAUGGCGUUCUACGUCAAAUUUAUAAACUUCCUGACAACUGCCUCACUAAUUCUGGGGUACAAAACAGCCUAAACAUUUAUCAUGACAUCCUUGCACUAGCUGUGGGAAGGAUGAUGUAUUUGAUUGAUGUUAAGUGUGGCCUAGAGCUAGACAGAAUCACUCUGAAAAAAGAGGGCCUCCUUUUUGUGAACUGUUUGGAUAGUCAUUCCCCACAGAUGCUCUCAGAGGCUGGCUUAUUUGUGGUCAUCCAAACAGAGGCUGAAGCCAAACCCAAGGCAUCAGUAGUUCAUUCAGAGACCAUUCACUCAAGUGCAGUCUUGGUUGAGGCUGUGUUUGAGGAAGCAUGCAAAUAUUACCAACAGAGAAGUCUUAGCACCACAAAGCUAACAGCAGAGAAACUCAGGACAGGUGGAAUGUUUCAGGCACCUAUCUCACUGGCAGCCAUCAUCAGUGAUUACUUGACCAACCAGACAAUAAAAAUAGCAGGGAAGGAUGCUUCAGGACAUGGUAAAUUGUUAAUCUCUCUUGACUCUGAGCUCAAAAGUCUUAUUGUUCUGGAGGAUAUUAAAACAUCAAUGGUGAAGGCUUCAGAAAAUGAUCUAGGGAGUUACUGUGAGACCCUUGUUCAACAGGAAAUAUGCAGACUGCUCAGCUCAGAAAUGGAUAAGGAAAACCUUCAGUACCUGAACAGUAUCUUCCACUUGUUCUCCACUGAGGCCUGGCAAGCCAUACAGGCUGUUCUCCAGCUCAGAUGCAACGGUGCGGGAUCAUUAUCUACCAAAGCUCCUUCUGAAUUGUGGAAGAUUGUCCUAAGCCCUAUUCAAACAAUGGCUACCUUCACCCAACAGAAACAUACUCCGGCCAAUGCUGUGCUACCUGUCUUUGAGUUGCUGUGUAAAUCCAUGUUUAAAUUUCAACCCAGCUGGCUUCCCAGGUUUCUUGAGCUGGCACAACAGCAAUCAGGUACCUCCUCCAACUCAUCCUGGAAUUAUGGAGUAAAAGAAAGCUCUGAGAGUCUACCCUUAUAUAAGCGGGUGCUUGCUAUCGUCCCUUGCAUAGAUGCUUACCAGGACUUGGAGGUGGAGCUGCUCUUAUGUAGCCAGCGGCCUAAUGCAAUAAUGCAAGCCCUCCGCAUCCUUAUAGGGCUAGGUGAGUGGGGUCGUGUUACCCAGGUAGCAGAGAGGUUCUGCCGCCAAAGCCCCCUUCUCAACAAAGAGAUUUUUACCACCCUGCUGUGUGAGGUAUCCCAGCAUAGAGACCUUGACCCCUACCUAGAUUUACUGUGGGCCCUUUGUCCAGAAGACAUGACUGUUACUGCAAUUCUGAACAUAGUGCUGAAGAACAUGCCCUCUACUGCACAGUCCUCAGGCCCAUUCCAGGGACACACUAAUGACAGCCAACCAACCAUUGGGGUCCUGAAGCCUCUGCUGAGUAAAGUUCUGCAGCGGGAGACCAGACCGAGACAGAGGUAUGCCGACAUCCUGCAGUCUCCCUCGCUCCCUCCCCCAGCACCUCCACGACAGGUCAAAGACCUGGCAAUGGUCAACACUGAGCUGGACAUUGACCAAAAGGAGAGCCCUCCCUCUGGGUCUCAAGUUAACCAUAUGUGACAUUUCUACCCGUCAGUCCUCUUACUUCUUUAUUGAUUGGGGUUCAUGCACAAGACACGUUUAAAACUCCACUUCUUGUUCUCUUUAUUUUGGAUGUUCCAAAAUGCGAUAUGGAUCCAUUACUAGAUAAAGGCUUUAAAAAAAAGUUGAUUACUUUGUAUGGAACUGCAGUUUUGGUAGUAUGUUAGACUACUCAAAACAUGCUUGUGAUGUUAUUACAUUUGAAAUGUUCUAGCAUUAUUAUGUUCUUGAUUUGUUUUUAACAACAUUGUACUUAGUUUUUUGUUUGUUUGUUUUUGUUUGUUUUUUUGACAUGAUUGUGUUUUAAUUUAAUUCCAUGGAAAGUUGUUUUUGCUAAACUAAAAACAUGCUCUUGCCUUAUUCAGAUAUGUCUGUGAUAGGAAAACAAGUGUGGAAUUGUCCCUUCAUGGCGUAUAGCGAAGAUGCUUUGCAAGUUGCUUUGGUGGAAAAAAGAAUAAACAGUUCUUAUCCGUGGCCCCACUGUCGGGUAAAGGUUAGCAGCAAAGUGCUGAAUAGCCUUACCUUGGAAAAACAAUGUUGGGGGGCUUGGUGGAAGGAAAAGGCAAAGACAUUGGAGCAGGACACCUGCUGGUGUGGGGUCCCACCAGCUCCUGAUGGUGAAAUUUAAAUUGCUACUGUUGACACUACAUUAUAGAACAUGCAUCUUAAAAAUCCAUCAGUCAUUUCAAGAAAUCACAUAUGCAUCGCCAAAUAAACUUUUUUCAAAAUGGUUUAUAUUAAUGAGUUGAAUAAGUAAAUUAUAUAUGACAGUGUGUUGUGUCUUAAAAUGCUUGUUCACAGCUUUAAUAUUUAGCUUGAUAACAAGAAUAUGGACAUGAUACAUUUCAAACAUAGUUUGCUUUUAAAAACAUGGAUCAGUUCUUGGCCUAUUAGAAACAAAUAUUUUUGAAGACAUUCUAUUAUUGAAGAUGGAAUGGAAAAUAAUUAAAGAUGGUUUUAUAUAUGCCAUUUUUUUUUGUGUGUUGCCGUGUAUUAUUUUAAAGCUGUUCUUUUUUUAAUAUUCAACACUAGAGACCAAUCUAGGGACCCAUGUAGACAGCAGUCUCUACUAGUCAUGUUGCAUUUAAGGUUUAUAUUUGUUACUGUGAUGUUUUACUGAUGUUUUGUUAUUUCCUACAGGAUUUUGAAUUUGAUGACAUCUCAAACUAUUGCUUUUGCAUAAUUCCUAUAUGAAAUGUUAGGUAAACUAAGCCGUUCCAGUUGCUACUAA